Exophiala spinifera is the source of this 1701-nucleotide messenger RNA. RefSeq lists its product as uncharacterized. Gene Ontology annotation, biological process: transmembrane transport. Gene Ontology annotation, cellular component: membrane. The transcript has 8 exons. Gene Ontology annotation, molecular function: transmembrane transporter activity. The coding region runs from base 1 to 1701 and encodes 566 amino acids. The record is from RefSeq and is a predicted model, not a curated record. Lineage: Eukaryota; Fungi; Ascomycota; Eurotiomycetes; Chaetothyriales; Herpotrichiellaceae.
AUGGCAAAUCCAUCAAAAGGCACUCCAACGAAAUCUGUGGAGCCAGAAGCAUUUAUAGCACAUGAAGAGAAAGUUUCGAUUGAACCUUCGGCGCACAACGACUCUGGUAAUGACUUCCAAGCCUAUGAGACACGCAAUAUCGACAUGCGCACCGUUCUUGGUUUACUGGCUCUGGCUAUCACAUAUGAGUGUUGCCUAUUUUCCUUCGUGCUGCCUGCGGUGAUUCUCUUGAUAAUUAAUCAAGAUAUUGGCCCCUCGAACAAUAUUGCAUGGGUUGCUACUUCAUGGACGCUGGCAAGCGCGGUCGUUAUGACCGUUGCGGGCAGGUGUAGUGAUAUCUUUGGACGAAGGAACUUUUUCCUUUUCGGCAACGUCCUUGGUGUUAUCGGUUGUACAAUUGCCUGCAGAGCCAUGAAUGUAUCAGUGCUCAUUCUGGGAAGUUCAAUUUUGGGACUCUCCGGCGGGUUACAGCAGCUGGCUUUUGCUGCCGCAAACGAAAUUGUGCCUAAAAGAAAUCGCGGGCAGACAAUGGCUAUGAUGACGCUUGUAUCGCUUCCAGGGUCGGCGUUUGGAGCUCCAAUUGCAUAUCGAAUAAUCUCCGUGACCUCUUGGCGGUGGACGUACUACGUCGCUCUCAUUGUAAAUGGCAUAGCGCUGGUUCUCAUCCUCGUCUUCUACUGGCCUCCAAAUUUCCUUGGGCUUCACCCAGAAGGCAAAUCACGACGUCGGCAAUUCUCGGAGCUGGACUUCAUGGGACUGCUGCUGUUCGGCGGAGGUCUGACGGUUUUCUUAGUUGGAAUCGGCUUCGGCGGGAAUCCCUACCCGUGGACGAGUGCAGUGGUUCUGUGCCCAACCAUCAUCGGAUUCCUUUCCGUCUUCGUGGGGUUCCCUGCUUGGGAAGUAUACAGUCCCGAUAAGAUCACAAAACUCUGCCCUCCCCGACUCAUGCGCAACGUUCGAGCCGUCGUUGUACCCUUGGCGGUGUCUUUUGUGUCAGGCAUGGCUCUUAUUAGCUUGGGUAUUUUGUGGCCCCAGCAGAUUGCACGUCUUUUCACCACAGUUCCAAAGACAAUCGGCUGGUAUGGAUUGGCCAACCAAGGCUCUGCGACUGUCGGCCUGAUGCUGGCCGGUCAGACAUUCGCAUCCCUUCGCAGGACAAGGUGGCAGUUUAUUUUCAUUGUCACCAUGAUGGCUGUCUUUCUGGGACUUAACGCAACAGUCAAUCAGUAUACUCCUGCUCGAGCUGUUGUUUUCGUUGGACUUGCCUCGGCCAUGAUCGGCGCAACCAAUUGUCUCAGCAUUCUUAUCGUGCAGCUUGGCUCUUGUGAUGAAGAUAUUGGGGUCGCAACAGGCCUUGUGAACUCCACAAGGAUGGUAGGGGGCGCGGUGGGAGUCGCGAUCUACUCUAGCCUGCUUGCAAAUCGAAUUGCAAGUACCUGGGCUCGUGAUAUCGGCAGAGCACUGCUCGAGGCUGGCCUGCCUGCUUCUUCGCUAGCGUCAUUUCUCUCUGGACUCCAACUAGGAGAUGUCACCAAUGUUCCUGGCACCACUCCCUCCAUCAUUGAAGCAGGGGUGAACGCGCAGAAGGGCGUCUUCGUGAAUGCGUUCCGACUAAUUUAUUGUGUCACCGUGGCUUUCGGAGGUCUUGCAAUCAUCGGGGCACUCUUCGUCGCCAAUGUGGACGACAAACUCACAAAGUAA